Molecule: messenger RNA, 1958 nt
Organism: Larimichthys crocea (large yellow croaker)
Lineage: Eukaryota; Metazoa; Chordata; Actinopteri; Sciaenidae
Product: B-cell receptor CD22-like
Exons: 10
Coding region: 123-1736 (537 amino acids)
Source: RefSeq, a predicted model, not a curated record
UAAUUUAAAGACAUAAUGUCUUUCAGUGUGUUUAUUUUUUGACAUUGUUCUCAGUGCUCUGCUGCACAGACUCUAUACUAACAUGCGUGCUGUGCUGUGACGUUGCAGGUUGAUUUUUAAACAUGAAAAGUUUGAUUUGGAUUAUUCUGGUAACAACUCCAGGUGUCUGGAGUGGAAACUGGGGGGUGACCUUAAAAAAUCAGUGUGCUUUGAAAGGGACAUCAGUAGUUAUAAGCUGCAUGUAUGACUACCCUGACUAUCAUACUGUCCGUUCGGUUGGUUGGUAUAAAGCACAGUAUUUAAAUAGCAUGUGGCAGUUGGUUCCCUUGUCAAACCUCCCUUCUACCCGACAUCGCUUUAAAUAUGUGGGCAACAAGCAGAAUGACUGUGGUCUGCGGAUCAAUAAUGUACAACACACUGAUGAAGGAGCUUACUUCUUUCAUUUUAAGACACAAUACAACCAGUGGACAAGUAAAACAUAUGCUCAAUUGUUCGUAAAAGAGUUGACCACUGUCGUACAGCCGAGCACUGUGACAGAAGGAGGAAAUGUCAGUCUGACCUGUGUGUCAGGCUGUUCAACACCUGUAAAUGUUGUCUGGUUCAGAGAUGAACAAGCUGUAAGAAAUACAGUCUUCCAGGCCAGGAGAGAGGAUGCUGGGAGGUACUCUUGUGCCAUGCUGGGACAACAGACUGUCAGAUCUAAAUCUGUGGCUCUGAAUGUUCAAUAUGCUCCUGCGAAAGUAAAGUUGUCAGUGAGUCCAUCAGGAGAGGCUGUCAAAGGAACUUCAGUGACUUUCAACUGCAGUAGUGAUGCCAACCCACCUGUGACACAAAGUGGAUACAGCUUGUAUAAAGAUGGACACUUUAUCAGUUCAGGACAGAAGCACACCAUCUCUGACAUCCAGCCCAGCCACAGUGGACUGUACUACUGUCAGGCCGGGAAUAAUAUCAGCAGGAGGGGCAUCAACUUCAUUAACUCUACUGAGAUUCACCUUAAUGUCCAGUACAAUCCAGUCAACAUCUCUAUCUCAAUGAACCCACUGCAUGUUGUUGGGGGCCGCAGUGUGAAUCUGACCUGCAGCAGCACCGCUAACCCUCCAGCAAACUACACCUGGUACAAGAGGACAGAUUCUCUCAGCGGAGGGGACAUCCAGGUGGGCUCAGGACAGGUGCUGUCUAUUCCAUCUGUGGAGCAGUCCCAUACUGGACUGUACCUCUGCCAGGCCACGAACCAACUGGGGGGAAACAAUUCAACUGAGCUGCUGCUAGAGAUGAUGAAAGGAUGGAAGGAGGAACAUGGCAUCCAGUUCCUCCCAGUAAUAGCUGGAAUCGGAGUCUUUCUUUUCGUGGCACUUGUGUUAGCAGUUGUUUUGUUCUGGAGGAAACGCAGAGCCCAUGCAGAGAGAAAACAGCCUCACAUCGGGCUCAGUGGGAGAGGCUCAAGCUCUUCAGGCACUGAAGAUCAACCCAACACUGUUUAUGCCAACAUCCACGCACUGCCAUCCUCUCUUCCAGCUGUUACUGACAUCUCUCCUCAUGCACAGAAGAGUUCACACCCUGAAUAUGAUGCCCCCACAGCUCACGAAGAUGAGGUGACCUACUCGACAGUGACCAUCACACCCAAAAAGCCCAGUCGCUCACGUCACAUAAACAGUAGAGCCCUACAGGACCCCCAGUCCAAAUCAGGAGAGAAUGACGAGUUUGUGAUCUACGCUACAGUGGCCAAAUCCAGCUGAGUGUGAAGGAAACCUUUCACUCCUUUUGAGUGCAGUUUUAUCAUCAUCAACAUCAUCAUAGAGAAAGUAACAGCAUGCUAGUUAAAGUAGUUAUGAAAAGUUCAAUGUUCAGUUUCUCAGGAGGGUUGAAUUUAGAUCUUUCAACAGGUGCAAUAUUCUUAAAAACAAUUGUUUAAAAUGUUGUUUUUUUUGUUAUUCUUAUUUAUUAUAUUAAUUAUAAUA